Molecule: messenger RNA, 3731 nt
Organism: Caenorhabditis angaria
Lineage: Eukaryota; Metazoa; Nematoda; Chromadorea; Rhabditida; Rhabditidae
Source: the annotation of a GenBank genome assembly
AUGUCUGAAAUCGGCGAAGAAAAACCGAAGGAAAAUGUGGAGAGAGUUGUAGAAGGAUGUCGGAUAAUGGUGAAAAUGGUAUCACAAAACGAAUGGCGACAGGCGGAAAUUAUAUCGAGAAGUCGGGCGCAGAAUGGAAUGAUGAAGUUUUAUGUGCAUUAUAUUGAUUGUAACAGGAGGUUAGGGAUUUUUGCAGAGAGUAGGGGUUUAUCAAGAGUUUAUUAUUGAAAAUCAACAAAAAAAUUAAAUUUAACUCCAAGAUCGUUUGAGUUCUUCAAAAUGAUCAAUUUGUUUUGGAUUUUUCUCCGUUAUAAUUUGAUUUUUGAAUCUCCAACAAGUUAUUAGGAAAAACCACGGAAAUAAAGUAGAAUCGAAGUUCCAUAACUGCAAAACAUUAAAAGUUUCAAUCUCACUUUAUUCACCAACUCACCAAAUUAUAUAGAAAAUAAAAUUGUGUCAUUUCAAACGGUAUUAUCCAUGCUUUGACAGAAAUCGCUCCAAAAAUAAUAAACUUGAAAAUAAUUCCAGUAACUGAAGCUGGUAUAAAUGACUUCAUUAAUUUCAAACUUGAAAACAGUUCAUAUCUUCGAUUCAGGCAAAUUGAUCCACGUGUUUUCCUGAACCAUUUUUGAGAUAUUGAAUAGAGUUUGAUCUCGAGAACUGUAUUGGCAACGUUUACUAGAACUAUAAAAAAUAGACCAAGUGGUUUCAAAUAAGAACUAUUGAUUGCAUAGGCAUAAAACAGUCCGACUGGAAUUACAGAUCCAAUAAGAGAAACCCAUCUUAUUUUUGAAAAACUUUUACUGUUAAUUUCGUUUCUGUCACUAUCAAUAUUGACAAGAAAAUUGAGACGAUCUAGAUAAGAGUGAUAUAUUAAUUAUCUAUGUCACAAAUUAAAAACUCACUGAUAUUCAAAAGAAUAUGAAAAUAUGAAGCACUCAUAACACUGAAUCUAUGCAUAUCCGUGAUAAAUUUCCGUUGUUCCGCACAGUUUUGAUUUUCAAAAUAUGAACCAGUUAAAUAAUAACAAAUUGUUGUUGAAGUCAAAAAACAAAACAUAAUCAAUGUGUAACUUAUUGAUAGAAGAAAUAAAAGAAGUCGAGCAUAUUGAUUGACUUUUUUCGGACAAACAAAAAGCUUGAUGAAAUAAAAAUGGGAGAUGAAUCCAAUCGAACAAACUGUUAUGUGGAGAAGUAGGAUUAAAUCAUAGAACAUUUUUUGCACGUUGAGAUAAAAUGAAAAAUAAUUAUUAUGAGCUAAUGAGAUGAAUGAGUAAGACAAAUUAUUCAAUGAACUGAAAAAAUAAUCGGUGCAAAACGUGACGAAAUUUGAGACUGAUUAGUGAUUGAUUUUCCCGCUGAUCAGAACGUUUUUGUGAAAAAGUUGUGACGUGGAAAUUUUGCCCCAACUUUUUUCUACAAUUCAAAUUCAAAAUAAAUUGAUAUUCAGCUCCAACUAGAAUUGUAAAAACAGUAUAUUCGCGUAGACGAAUACACAGAUUUGAAACUUCAAAAUAAUAGUUUUGAUGCCGAAAUUAAGCAUUUUAAAUGAAUUAAAAAUUUAAAAGUUAGGCGUUGAAAGAUCCAAAACAUUCUGUAUUUUUCAGACUUGACGAAUGGGUGACAGAAGAUUUGAUCGAUUUAUCAUCACUAAAAAUGCCUCAAAGAGGCGGCAAAAAAGGCGGCGCUGGUGGACAUAAAGGAGGCGAUGAUGCUCCCGAUGCACACGAUUCGAAAAAAUCGCAAGGACGAAAACGAAAAAUUCCCCUACUACCUGUGGAAGUUGAAACGAAGCCUGAAACAGCCCCCGAUGCUUUGCCAACUCCUGCAGUUCCCAGUGGAUCUAGUGAGUGUUUUCAAGCCGAACAUGUUGAAUUCAAACAUAGAUAGUCUUCCCUUUUAAACAAGAAUAUCAUAAAAAACAUUAAGCCCAUUUUGGAGUGAAAAGCAAAAGCUUUUAGAGCGCCCUCAAAUAAUUGGCAAAGAAAAUGUGGUGUUCUCAUUUUUCGAAAUCUGUUUUAAAAAAGCAAUGAGCUUCAGUAUUUUAAUUGAAAUCUUCACAUCUGUUUUCUGUAAUAUUCAUAGAACUUCUAUUUUUUGGCUGAAAGAUUAAUUUUUAAAAAAGUCUGGAAAUUAUUUGUAGUUUCGAUCAUCAAACAAAAAUUUAGAAACAUGCGUCAUAGAAAUUUUUUCUUCCCAAACUGAAUUAAAUUUCUCAUUUUGAAAACCUGGAAACUUUUCUUAUCUAAAGUUUGCUUGAAAACCAUUUACCUGACUAAACAUUUUCAAUCUUCUAAUAUAUAUUUUCAGCCCCAAGUCUUCGCGGUUCAAUGUCAAUGGUCGGUCAUUCUGAAGACGCAAUGACUCGAAUCCGAAACAUUGAUUGUAUCGAACUUGGCAGAUCUCGAAUUCAACCCUGGUAUUUCUCUCCGUAUCCACAACAACUUACACAUCUCGAUUGCAUUUAUAUUUGCGAAUUUUGUUUGAAAUAUUUGAAAAGUCAGACGUGUUUGAAGAGGCACAUGGUGAGAAAAUUUGAAUGGAUUUUUGGCGGCCGAAAAUCUUAAAUUCUGCAUAAAAUUAUCACAAAACCUUAUUUUUUGCAGCAAAAAUGUCAAUUGUGUCAUCCGCCUGGAAAUCAAAUUUAUAGCCACGAUAAAUUGUCUUUCUUCGAAAUCGACGGCCGAAAAAACAAAUCCUAUGCCCAAAAUCUUUGCCUGAUUGCCAAAUUAUUUUUGGAUCACAAAACCCUUUAUUAUGACACUGAUCCAUUUCUAUUCUAUGUUUUGACUGAAGAAGAUGAAAAAGGACAUCAUAUUGUUGGAUAUUUUUCGAAGGAAAAAGAAUCGGCUGAAGAAUAUAAUGUGGCGUGUAUUUUGGUGUUGCCACCAUUUCAGAAAAAAGGAUAUGGAAGUUUGUUGAUUGAGUUUAGUUAUGAAUUGUCGAAGAUUGAGCAGAAAACGGGAUCUCCAGAGAAACCGCUAUCUGAUUUGGGAUUGGUAAGUUUUUUGAAAACAUCUGAAUUUAGCACCCUAUUUUCAAAAUUAAGAAAAUAAAGCUUUGAUGCCAAAAUUCGAAAGCCCAAUAUUUUUACAGCUAUCAUAUCGAUCUUAUUGGUCAAUGGCAAUUAUGAAGGAACUAUUCGCUUUUAAGCGAAAUUUCGGAUUUGAUCGAGAAAUUACAGUUCAGGAUUUGAGUCAGGCAACAGCUAUUAAACGUGAAGAUGUUGUAUCCACGUUGCAGGUGAGUUAUGGCGUGGAAUCUAAGGAAAACAUAAAGGGAAUACUAGGAAUUUUCGGAACCUGAUCCUAAAAAAUAUUUAUGAACAACAAUUUUCAUUUUUUUAAAUUCAAAGCGUGACCUCAUUUUUUCCACAUAUUUUUAUUAUCAAAUAACUAAUUUUUUUUUAAAUCUGAUGUGAGCAUUUUUGAUAUUCGCAAUUGCCUGAAAAUGUGAGAAAAUUCAAGAUUUUUCUCUAGAAAAUCUACUUUUUGUUUCAGCAACUCGAUUUAUACAAAUACUACAAAGGUCAAUAUGUGAUAGUAAUCAGCGAUGAAAAACGACAAGUUUACGAGAAACGAAUUCAGGAUUCGAAGAAGAAGUUGCGCAUUAAUCCGGCCGCUUUGCAAUGGAAACCCAAAGAGUUUGGAAAAAAGAGGGUACGUUUUUUGUUUUUUCCUAUAUAUAUAUCCAAUAUAUUUAUUAUUUUUCCAGACUCAAAGUAUUUUUUAA